This is a messenger RNA of Cyprinus carpio (common carp), 2202 nucleotides long. Its product is annotated as cyclin-dependent kinase-like 1. Gene Ontology annotation, biological process: protein phosphorylation. The transcript has 10 exons. Gene Ontology annotation, cellular component: nucleus. Gene Ontology annotation, molecular function: ATP binding; cyclin-dependent protein serine/threonine kinase activity. The coding region runs from base 455 to 1504 and encodes 349 amino acids. The record is from RefSeq and is a predicted model, not a curated record. NCBI's taxonomy places the organism in Eukaryota, Metazoa, Chordata, Actinopteri, Cypriniformes, Cyprinidae.
GAGAGCCCACAAGCCUCACAGAGGUGGAAGGGUUGUGUCUCAAUGCACAGCGAUCACUUUCAGUGAGCUCUAAACCCGACCCAGACUGCCUAUACUGGAUUAUUUCUUCACGCCGUCUGCGCGUAAAAACUCUUCUAAAAUGACUCGCUGGAGAGAAUAAACCGACGCUUGUCCAGUGACGUUUCCAUACACCGUCCCACCGGAACGACGGCUUACUGUUACUAGGAUUCAGCUUUCUGGAAGACGAUGCCUCAGGAAAGUGCAGGCACUGAACUGAAAGAACUGCGUGUGUGGAGCUCAUGAGGACUAUUUGCGACUGUAAUAAACAUUGAAAUGAUGUUCACAGCCAAUGAAGAAGUACUGUUAUUCUUUAACAGUGGAGAUGAGAAAAGGUUCGGAAUUGUAAUUCACACGAAUCGUUCCUCAGUAUGUAACUCUUCGUGAUCUCUGGGAGAUGGAUAAGUAUGAGAAACUGGCUAAGAUCGGUGAGGGCUCAUAUGGAGUGGUGUUCAAAUGCAGACACAGGGACAGCGGUCAGAUAGUGGCUAUUAAAAAGUUUGUUGAGUCUGAAGAUGACCCGGUCAUUAAGAAGAUCGCACUGAGAGAAAUCCGCAUGCUGAAGCAGCUGAAGCAUGUGAAUCUGGUCAACUUGCUUGAGGUCUUCAGGAGAAAGAGACGCCUUCAUCUGGUCUUUGAGUUCUGUGAGCAAACUGUUCUAAAUGAACUGGACAAACACCCCAGAGGGGUUCCUGAGGCACAGCUCAAGAAUAUUGUGUGGCAAACUCUACAGGCUGUGAACUUCUGUCACAAACACAAUUGUAUCCAUCGGGACGUCAAACCGGAGAACAUUCUUCUGACCAAGACCGGUGUGAUCAAACUAUGUGAUUUUGGCUUUGCUCGCAUCCUCACUGGUCCAGGUGAUGAUUACACUGAUUAUGUGGCAACACGAUGGUAUCGGGCCCCAGAACUCUUGGUCGGAGAUACUCAGUAUGGUCCCCCAGUGGAUGUCUGGGCCCUCGUUUGUGUCUUUGCCGAGCUGCUUUCUGGAAAUCCUCUUUGGCCAGGACGUUCUGACGUGGAUCAGCUGCACCUCAUACGACAAACCCUGGGUGACUUGAUCCCACGGCAUCAGCAGGUGUUUAGCUCCAAUGUCUUCUUUAGUGGUGUCAGCAUCCCUGAGCCUGAUAAAAUGGAGCCACUAGAGAAGAGGUUCCAAUGUGUUUCUCCUCAUGCUAUUACUGUGAUGAAGUCCUGCCUAGUUAUGGAUCCAUCUGGCAGGUUGUCAUGUGAAGAGAUUUUAGAGCUGCCAUACUUCCAGGAGGAUGGGGGAACAGGAUGGGGCAGAGAAACUGAUCGCCUCCCAAGACGCUAUGAGAAAGGCACAAGACGCAGAGCUCCCGCGCAUCAGUACUUCCCCCAGCUGACCAAUAGUAACAUCUCACCAGCACCUGAAAUGAAGAAUAAAAACAGACACAAACAUGACCAUCAUCUGCCCAACAUUUGACCUUGGGACUGGUGCAAAUGUGUUUGGUAAGGCACACAUGUUUUCUGUGGAACAAGUUGAUGCAUUUAUUGCAAACAACAGGGGAUUGCAGAAAUGCUGUUCUAUAGGAGGACUGACACUGUAAUAUUAGUAAUAUUACUGAAGUAUAGUUAUUUUAACACUUAAUGUUGACAGAUAGUCCUGGAAUCUGAUAUUCUGCAUAUACAGUGGCCAGAAAAAAAAAUAUAUAUUUUGACACCGCACAAAAGUUAUCUAUGAUAUAUACAUUUAUAAAUUUAAUAGUGUAAAAAGUUAUAGUUUAUUGGAGUACAAUAAAUUUCUGAUAAAUAAAAUCAUCUACUGUAUGUCUGUUGAGGAAAGUGGUAUCUUUUUAGUAGCAUGCUUGACACCAGUUCUUUAAAGGCUAUUAAACAAUGGCUCUGAAAAUAUCUACCAUCUUUUGUUUGCAGAUUCCACUUAAUUUUUUACCUAAUGCGGUGACAUUCAGAUGUUAAGUGUGAUUUGAGUGUCUAAAUGUGUCUAAAUGUAUUUUUGCAGCCACUGUAUGCAGGCAAGAGUUGGAAGGUAAAAUAAAGCACACAUUGGACAGAAAGAGUUACGACAAACUUGACUGUAUGAUUGAAUAAUUGUCCAUGUGCUUUGAUUUCAAGAUAGUAUCAGUUCUGUGUGCCAUUAAGAAAAUAAUAUAUCUGCACUGU